GCCAUAGGGCUUUGGGGAACCGGACGGGAAGCAGGGAGCAGUAAGGGCUUCUCUACCUCCAUCCUUCAGCUCUAUCUUAGCCUCCCCGGGCCUGCCUUUGCAGUGGGGAACCUUGGGCUGCAGACAGAGACUGUCACAGACCCCACACCCCUCUCACCGCCCCCUCAGAGUCCCCAAAUCCACAACCUGUCAGCAACCCCACUAAGGGGGCAGGAGGCAGACUGUCCCUGCCUCUCGCCGGACUCCUCCGCCAGCAUGAGCUUCACCGCCUACUCCACCAACUACCGCUCGGUGGGCUCCGUCCGGGCGCCCAGCCACCGGGUGCGGCCGGCCAGCAGCGCAGCCAGCGUCUACGCGGGCGCGGGCGGCUCGGUGGGCCGGAUCUCCGUGUCCCGCACCAGCAGCUUCCGGGGCGGCUGGGGAGGGGGCAUGGCUGGGGGCAUGGCUGGGGGCAUGGCGGGCUUGGAGGGCAUCCGUAGCGAGAAGGAGACCAUGCAAGACCUGAACGACCGCCUGGCUUCCUACCUGGAGAGAGUGCGCAGCCUGGAGACUGAAAAUCGGAGGCUGGAGGACAAGAUCCGGGAGCACAUGGACAAGACUGCACCCCGGGUCAGGGACUGGAGCCAUUACCUCAAGACCAUCGAGGAGCUGAGGGCGCAGAUCUUUGCCAAUUCUGUGGACAAUGCCCGCAUCGUUCUGCAGAUUGACAAUGCCCGGCUGGCCGCUGAUGACUUCAGAGUCAAGUAUGAGACGGAGCUGGCCAUGCGCCAGUCAGUGGAGAACGACAUUCACGGGCUCCGCAAGGUCAUCGAUGACACCAACGUCACUCGGCUGCAGCUGGAAACGGAGAUCGAGGCCCUCAAGGAGGAGCUGCUCUUCAUGAAGAAGAACCACGAGGAGGAAGUAAGGGGCCUGCAGGCCCAGAUUGCCAACUCCGGACUGACUGUGGAGGUGGAUGCCCCCAAGUCGCAGGACCUCGGCAAGAUCAUGGCAGACAUCCGGGCCCAGUAUGAAGAGCUGGCCCAGAAGAACCGAGAGGAGCUGGACAAGUACUGGUCCCAGCAGAUAGAGGAGAGCACCACCAUGGUCACCACUCAGUCUGCUGAGAUCCGGGGUGCUGAGACGACGCUCCAGGAGCUGAGCCGUACAGUCCAGUCCCUGGAGAUUGAACUGGACUCCAUGAGAAAUAUGAAGACCAGCUUGGAGGACAACCUGCGGGAGGUGGAGGCCCGUUACGCCAUGCAGAUGGAGCAGCUCAACGGGGUCCUGAUGCACCUGCAGGCAGAGCUGGCACAGACCCGGGCAGAGGGACAGCGCCAGGCCCAGGAGUACGAGGCCCUGCUGAACAUCAAGGUCAAACUGGAGGCUGAGAUCACCACCUACCGCCGGCUGCUGGAAGAUGGGGAGGACUUCAAUCUGGUCGAUGCCCUGGACAGCAGCAACUCCAUGCAGACCAUCCACAAGACCAGCACCCGCAAGAUCGUGGACGGCAAAGUGGUGUCUGAGUUCAACGACACCAAAAUUCUGAGACGCUGAGGCUGCAGACCCCGGGGUACCCCGAGGAAACAGAGGUCAAUAAAAACCUGAGGUCACCGGUCA
Molecule: messenger RNA, 1599 nt
Organism: Echinops telfairi (small Madagascar hedgehog)
Lineage: Eukaryota; Metazoa; Chordata; Mammalia; Afrosoricida; Tenrecidae
Gene: KRT18
Product: keratin 18
Exons: 9
Coding region: 256-1536 (426 amino acids)
Biological process (GO): intermediate filament cytoskeleton organization
Cellular component (GO): keratin filament
Molecular function (GO): structural molecule activity
Source: RefSeq, a predicted model, not a curated record